This is a messenger RNA of Nannospalax galili (Upper Galilee mountains blind mole rat), 3722 nucleotides long. RefSeq names its product LIM domain kinase 2 (gene Limk2). The transcript is spliced from 15 exons. Bases 356 to 2209 code for a protein of 617 amino acids. Gene Ontology annotation, cellular component: cytoplasm; nucleus. Gene Ontology annotation, biological process: actin cytoskeleton organization; protein phosphorylation. NCBI's taxonomy places the organism in Eukaryota, Metazoa, Chordata, Mammalia, Rodentia, Spalacidae. The record is from RefSeq and is a predicted model, not a curated record. Gene Ontology annotation, molecular function: protein serine/threonine kinase activity; protein binding; ATP binding.
CUGAAGGACAAGGCUAACUUGACAGCAGCGCUUCUUUUUUAGCUAGUCACCGGCCCCUGCCCAAAAUGCCUGUGUAUCUGUAGCCUGAGAAGGAGAGGGUUCCCGGGGAGUCCCGAGGGGCCAGGAGCUUCCGAGAACCAGGGAGGAGCCGCCCCAGCCAUGUGCCCCUGCGGGAAUCUGCCAGGGGGCCAGGGGCCUGGAGUCCUCUCUCUCCCACUGCUCCAGAGGCAGAGGUGAGCACCCGGCCGGCCCAGAGGUGCCACAGCCCAGCCUGUCAUGGUGGCGGUCUGCAGCCGGCCUGAGGCACUCCCAGUCGGGUUUGCAGCUGAGCCUGUUUGUCUGGUGUGGGAAGAAGAUGGGGAGUUACUUGUCUGUCCCGGCUUACUUCACCUCCAGAGACCCCUUUAGAUGUUCAGAAUGCCAGGAUUCCCUCACCAACUGGUACUAUGAGAAAGAUGGGAAGCUCUACUGCCGCAAGGACUACUGGGGAAAGUUUGGGGAAUUCUGCCAUGGAUGCUCCCUGCUAAUGACAGGGCCUGUCAUGGUGGCCGGGGAGUUUAAAUACCACCCAGAGUGCUUUGCCUGCAUGAGCUGCAAGGUGAUCAUUGAGGAUGGGGAUGCAUAUGCCCUGGUGCAGCAUGCCACACUCUACUGUGGGAAGUGCCACAAUGAGGUGGUGCUGGCACCCAUGUUUGAGAGACUUUCCACAGAGUCUGUCCAGGAUCAGCUCCCCUACUCCGUCACGCUCAUCUCCAUGCCAGCCACCACCGAGUACAAGCGUGGCUUCUCUGUGUCUGUGGAAAGCGCCUGCUCCAACUAUGCCACCACCGUGCAAGUGAAAGAGGUCAACCGAAUGCACAUGAGUCCCAACAACCGUAAUGCCAUCCACCCUGGGGACCGCAUCCUGGAGAUCAAUGGGACCCCUGUCCGCACACUACAAGUGGAGGAGGUGGAAGAUGCGAUUAACCAGACAAGCCAGACGCUCCAGCUGCUGAUUGAACAUGACCCUGUCCCCCAGCGUCUGGACCAGUUGCAGCUAGAUGCUCGGCUCUCUCCCCACAUGCAGAAUACUGGACACCCCCAUACCCUCAGCACUGUGGACACCAAGGAGAAUCAGGAGGGAACUCUGAGGAGACGCUCCCUGAGGCGCAGUAACAGCAUUUCCAAGUCUCCUGGCCCCAGCUCCCCCAAGGAGCCCCUGCUGCUCAGCCGUGACAUCAGCCGCUCAGAAUCCCUCCGCUGCUCCAGCAGCUACUCACAGCAGAUCUUCCGACCAUGCGACCUGAUUCACGGGGAAGUCCUGGGAAAAGGCUUCUUUGGACAGGCCAUCAAGGUGACUCACAAAGCCACAGGCAAAGUGAUGGUUAUGAAGGAGUUAAUUCGAUGUGACGAGGAGACGCAGAAGACUUUUCUGACUGAGGUGAAAGUGAUGCGUAGCCUGGACCACCCUAAUGUGCUCAAGUUCAUUGGUGUUCUGUACAAGGACAAGAAGCUAAAUCUGCUGACAGAGUACAUUGAGGGGGGCACACUGAAGGAUUUUCUGCGAAGUGUGGACCCAUUCCCCUGGCAACAGAAGGUCAGAUUUGCCAAAGGUAUCGCCUCUGGAAUGGCAUAUUUGCACUCCAUGUGCAUCAUCCACCGGGAUCUGAACUCACACAACUGCCUCAUCAAGUUGGACAAGACUGUGGUGGUAGCAGACUUCGGACUGUCACGUCUCAUAGUGGAAGAGAGGAAAAGACCCCCGAUAGAGAAGGCCACCACUAAGAAACGCACCUUACGCAAGAGUGAUCGUAAGAAGCGCUACACUGUGGUGGGCAACCCCUACUGGAUGGCCCCUGAGAUGCUGAACGGAAAAAGCUACGAUGAGACAGUGGAUGUCUUCUCAUUUGGGAUCGUUCUCUGCGAGAUCAUUGGGCAAGUAUAUGCUGAUCCUGAUUGCCUGCCCCGCACACUGGACUUUGGCCUCAAUGUAAAGCUUUUCUGGGAGAAGUUUGUCCCAACAGACUGCCCCCCAGCCUUCUUCCCACUGGCCACCGUCUGCUGCAAACUAGAGCCUGAGAGCAGACCAGCAUUCUCAAAACUGGAGGAUUCCUUUGAGGCCCUCUCCCUAUACCUGGGAGAACUGGCCAUCCCACUGCCCGCAGAGCUGGAGGAGCUGGACCACACUGUGAGCAUGGAGUACGGCCUGACCCGGGACUCGCCUCCCUAGCCUUGGCCCAGCCCCCUGCAGGGGGUCGUCCCACAGCCAGCAUUGCCCCCUCUGCGCCCUGUCCCUGCUAUGAGCAGGGCUGACUGGGCUUCCUGUGGAUUGGCGGCUUAUUUAGAAGCUGAAUGAGCCAUCCCUACUACCUCCCCAGGAGGCAUGCAGGCGCAGGGAAACACCUCUCCACAGGUUUUUGGGACCUGAUUACUGUCUGUAAAUCCAACACUCACCUGAAAGCUGUGAAGAAGAUAAAAAGAUCCUGGACUCUGGACCAGGAGGAGUCUGUUACUCUACUUGGGACCCUCCCAGCAGUGGGAUUCUGGGAGGCUGUGGCUUACACUUAUCAACAUGACCUGGGCCUGCUGGGCAGGAUCCAAGGGUGAACUGACCUGGGGUGCUGAAGUCUCUGGUCAAACAAGGUGAAGGACUUCAAGUAGUAGUGUGAGCAAGAGAAACUGGUGGCCUUAAAGGGUGCGAAAUGACAGUGGCGAUGUCCCCUUCCACUCCAGGCCCUACCCUCUGGAGCAGAGGGCACAAGAGUAUGUUUCAAGGAGUCUUGUGGCUUGUGGUGGAACCUGCCAGGAGUCAGGAAAAGGGUUGGUUUCUGCUCAUCAGCCCAGGGACCACAUAAGUGCAGGGAGAGUUUCCACCUCAUGGAAACUUGGCAGCAUAUUCUGUCUCAACAAGCAGUCACCCACAAGCACUGAAGAGGCUGGAAACAGAGACUCUGCCCUCAGAAAGCCCUGUAUCUUGGCUGGUGGGCUCAGUCAAAAGCUCAAGAUGUUGUACAACACUAGAUGGGUUAUGGGGCCAGUGAGGUCUUUGACAGACCUGGGACCUGAGGCAGGGAGGGGAGGCUAAGCAGUUUCUUGGCAUUGUCCGUGUGGCAGCUCCUGCUUACCUAGUAUGCCUGUUCCAGGCAGCAACCUUGGACAGGAAGUGGUGGCUGCAGAGUCCCUGAGCUGGGCAUUUUAGAUUCUACCUCCCUUAUUGACUUGUCCAGCUUAGUUUCUGGCUGCAGCUUCCUGAGCCACACUCCAGGACCAUGGGUAUUGGAAACCAUUGGGGCAUCCUCCACCCUGGCUGCCAGAUGUCCAGGGACACUCAACACACCUAGGUUUGCCUCUUCCUAAGUGUUUGUGAGCUCGCACCAUAGUUAACAAAUUGGGAGUGGGUUGGGGGUGUAAAAACAGUGUAUGGUGAGUUGUGGUGGUGGGGAUCCAGGAGAGUGGUUGCUGUUUUUAGCUUUAUCUGUUGGGUAAUAUGUGAAAUAUUGUACAUAGACCAGAUAAGUUGUGGGAUGGGAGGCCAUCUCUGGCCAUUUUACAUGCUACAUAGACUGUGCUUGUGUGUAGAGUUUGCAAAUUUGCUGUAGGGUGUGUCCUGAACUCCCAACAGCAGCAUGGUUCAACAUCCUGUGGCUGGUUGUACUCGAGAUGUCCCCAGCAAGUGUGGGAGUGGUGGGCCUGAGCUGGGCCAUUAAACAGACUAAAUAAAUUAAGCAGUGAACAUAAGCGAU